AUGCCUGCCCCUACAGCCUUAAAAAAGGCUGAGGAGACCCCGCUCCAAGCUGUGGCGGCCUCGUCUCAAACGCAAGAUAACGGGGGCGGGUUUCUGCUCGGGGAGCCAGAUGCUAUGCCAGUAGAUGCAGACGCCGCACCAACAGCAGAUGAACAAGAAGAUGAUUCAAUGGCCAUCGAUGAGGAGGGUCGACCUCGAUUUGCUCCAUCCAGGGAUAUUGAUCCCGUGACAAGAGUUGAAACUCGAAAGAUCCCGGUGCCGCCGCAUCGAAUGACGCCGCUAAAACAAGCAUGGCCGUCUAUUUACCCUCCUCUAGUUGAACACCUGAAACUACAAUGUCGAAUGAAUAUUAAACGCAAGACGGUCGAAUUGAGGACUUCGCAGCACACAACCGAUUCUGGGGCGCUACAAAAAGGCGAGGACUUUGUGAAGGCUUUCACCCUUGGCUUCGACGUUGACGACGCUGUUGCUUUGCUUAGAUUGGAUGAUCUCUAUAUCGAAACUUUCGAGAUCAAAGACGUCAGGAUCAUGCACGGUGACAGCCAAGCACGUGCGAUUGGCCGCAUUGCUGGCAAGGAUGGAAAAACUAAAUUCGCAAUUGAGAACGCCAGCAGAACUCGAAUUGUACUGGCCGACUCUAAAAUUCACAUUCUGGGCGGAUUCAAGAAUAUCCACAUGGCACGAGAGUCGGUCGUGAGUUUGAUUCUUGGCAAGCCACCAGGCAAGGUGUACGGAAACCUAAGAACCGUUGCUGCAAGGAUGAAGGAGAGGUUUUAA
Metarhizium brunneum ARSEF 3297 is the source of this 777-nucleotide messenger RNA. RefSeq names its product Pre-rRNA-processing protein PNO1 (gene PNO1). NCBI's taxonomy places the organism in Eukaryota, Fungi, Ascomycota, Sordariomycetes, Hypocreales, Clavicipitaceae. Gene Ontology annotation, cellular component: nucleolus. Gene Ontology annotation, molecular function: RNA binding. The record is from RefSeq and is a predicted model, not a curated record.